UUGUCCCCUCGGAAUUUCCUCCGAAAAAUAUACAUGGCGAAGCAAUAGAGGAACCAGACCAAUCGAGUCUAUAUUCAAUUUUCAGUCUCUACUAGUAAUAAUAAUACUAUAAUCCCCCCACGACGACCUUUACGAUGCCCACAAGCGAAUUGCGGUGCUCUCCGGCGCCGCCACUCCCGGCGGAGGCCGACCACGAGGAGUGGGUGUGGCCGCAGAUCAAGGCGGAGGCACGGCGUGACGCGGAGGCGGAACCGGCGCUGGCCAGUUACCUGUACUCAACGAUUCUGUCACACUCGUCGCUGGAGCGGUCACUGUCGUUCCAUCUGGCAAACAAGCUGUGCUCAUCGACACUCCUAUCCACUCUCCUCUACGACCUCUUCCUCAACACCUUCUCCACCGACCCCUCCCUCCGCUCCGCCACCGUCGCCGACCUCCGUGCCGCCCGAUUCCGCGACCCCGCCUGCGUCUCCUUCUCCCACUGCCUCCUCAAUUACAAAGGCUUCCUCGCUUGUCAGGCACACCGAGUGGCUAACAAGCUGUGGACUGAGUCCCGGAGGCCACUAGCGCUAGCACUCCAAUCCCGAAUCUCUGACGUAUUCGCAGUGGACAUGCACCCGGCAGCAAAGAUCGGAAAAGGAAUACUAUUCGAUCACGCGACCGGGGUGGUGGUGGGAGAGACAGCGGUGAUCGGAAACAACGUAUCAAUCCUCCACCACGUGACAUUGGGUGGGACUGGCAAGGUUGGAGGGGACAGGCAUCCGAAGAUCGGCGACGGGGUGUUGAUUGGCGCUGGGGCGACGAUACUGGGGAAUGUGAGGAUCGGAGAAGGGGCGAAGAUUGGGGCGGGGUCGUUGGUGUUGAUCGAUGUGCCACCGCGGACGACGGUGGUGGGGAAUCCAGCGAGGCUGGUUGGGGGGAAGGAUACACCGGCGACGCAUGAGGACGUGCCUGGGGAGUCUAUGGAUCACACCUCCUUCAUUUCCGAUUAUAUCAUUUGAUUUUGGUUUUUGAUCUUAUUUUUAUUGUGCCUUUUUAAUUUUGUGGGUUUCAUAGUCACUUUGCUAAAUGGGCCGGGUCUGUCCUGCCCCGCACAUCCCUAUUUAUAUAAUGUAUUGUUUGUUGGUUCACAAAUGAGUUUGUUUUGUGUACACACCAAACGUGUUUCGUGUGUAAAGAUCUAUGGCUUAUGAAUAAAAGAAAAAAUUAGGAUAA
Molecule: messenger RNA, 1212 nt
Organism: Camellia sinensis
Lineage: Eukaryota; Viridiplantae; Streptophyta; Magnoliopsida; Ericales; Theaceae
Product: serine acetyltransferase 5
Cellular component (GO): cytoplasm
Molecular function (GO): L-serine O-acetyltransferase activity
Source: RefSeq, a predicted model, not a curated record